Messenger RNA from Sporothrix brasiliensis 5110, 1443 nucleotides. Its product is annotated as MFS monosaccharide transporter (Hxt8). The coding region runs from base 1 to 1443 and encodes 480 amino acids. NCBI's taxonomy places the organism in Eukaryota, Fungi, Ascomycota, Sordariomycetes, Ophiostomatales, Ophiostomataceae. Gene Ontology annotation, cellular component: membrane. Gene Ontology annotation, molecular function: carbohydrate:proton symporter activity. The record is from RefSeq and is a predicted model, not a curated record. The transcript has 2 exons. Gene Ontology annotation, biological process: transmembrane transport; carbohydrate transport.
AUGACGACUGCCUACCAGUACGCCAUCGGCGUCGCCCUCUUUGCCUCCAUUGGCACAUUUUUGUUUGGCUUCGACACGGGCAUUGCCACCACCACCAUCUCCCAUGACAGCUGGAAAGACUACAUGGGUCAUCCGGGCGCUGGCCUGACCGGCGCUGUCGUCGCCGUUUUCAUUGCCGGCGAGGCUCUCGGCUCCAUCACGCAGUUUGUCCUCGGCGACCGUCUCGGCCGUCUCGGCUUUCUGCAGUUUCUGAGCGUCGUCGUCACCAUUGGCGCCGCCGUCCAGACCGGCGCCGUCAACAUGGGCAUGUUCCUCGCCGGCCGCGCCAUCGCUGGGGUCGGCAUCGGCGGCCUCGUGGCCAGCGUCCCCUUGUACCUGGUCGAGAUCUCGGCGCCGUCGUACCGCGGCUUCAUUGGCAGCAUUUCCGGCUGUGGCAUGACAGCCGGCAUCAUGGUCGCCAACUGGGUCGGCUACGCCUGCGCGCAUGCGCCCUACGGCAGCCUGCAGUGGCGGCUGCCCCUAGGCCUGCAGAUCCCCUGGGGCGUGCUGCUGUUUCUCGGCCUCGUCACCUUCAUGCCCGACUCGCCGCGCAUGCUGAUCCGCAAGGGCCGCGUGGACGCCGCGCGCCGCGCGUUUGCCAAGAUCCGCAGGGACCUGGUCUCGGACAGCGCGGUGGCCGACGAGUUCCGGCGGAUGCAGGGCCAGAUCGAGUAUGAGAUGGCGCGCGAGAUCACGUCGUACCGGCAGGUCUUUGCGCUGUACCGCCGCCGCGCGCUCGUGGCCAUAUCCAUCCAGGUCAUGACCAGCCUGACGGGCGUCAACGUCAUCCAGUACUACCAAACCACGCUCUACACCGGCCUGGGCAUGGGCCCCAUGACCAUCCUGGCCCUCGCGGGCGUCUACGGCACCGUCUCGUUCCUCUGCAACUGCGCCACCACCUUCUGGCUCAUCGACCAGUGGGGCCGCCGCAAGAUGCUGCUGACGGGCAUGGCCGGCAUUGUCCUCGUCGAGAUCUACACGGCCGAGAUGCAGCGCGGCUUCGCCACCGGCACCAACCACGUCGGCCAGGGCUUUGCCAUCCUGGGCAUUUUUCUGUUUGCCGUCGUCUACUACAGCUUCCUGGGCAGCACCGUCUGGAUCUACCCGCCCGAGAUCCUGCCCCUCGAGAUGCGCAACAAGGUCGUCGCCCUCGCCACGGCGUCCCACUUUGUCGUCAACAUUGGCAUCACCGAGGCCGGCCCGACGGCCUUUAAAAACAUCGCCGAGAACUACUACUACGUGUUUGUCGGCUGCACCAUUGUCAUGACCAUCGUCGGCUACUUCUUCUAUCCCGAGACCCGCAAGAAGUCGCUCGAGGAGAUUGCCGGUGCCUUUGGCGACCCGGUCGUGACAGAGGUCGAGGACAAGACAGCUGGCCAGGUCGAGGCGGUCGAGGAGGUAUAG